This is a messenger RNA of Chrysoperla carnea, 2463 nucleotides long. It is a transcript of the gene onecut, whose product is annotated as homeobox protein onecut. Lineage: Eukaryota; Metazoa; Arthropoda; Insecta; Neuroptera; Chrysopidae. The record is from RefSeq and is a predicted model, not a curated record. Gene Ontology annotation, biological process: regulation of transcription by RNA polymerase II. The transcript is spliced from 4 exons. Gene Ontology annotation, molecular function: RNA polymerase II cis-regulatory region sequence-specific DNA binding; DNA-binding transcription factor activity, RNA polymerase II-specific. Gene Ontology annotation, cellular component: nucleus. The coding region runs from base 1 to 2367 and encodes 788 amino acids.
AUGCAACGUGGCAAAGAGAGUGUACUUAUCAUGGAAACAAUUGGUGAUAUAAUUGAACAACAAAGACCUCAAAGUACUGAGUCAUUUUCUACAGAAGGUAAUCAUGACGAUGUGGUCGACUCUCCGUCCACAAGUACAACAAUCACGCAUGCGUCAAUAACACGUUUAGAACGUGCUGGAGGCGGGGGACAUAUUCAUCAUAAUAAUCAUAAUAAUAACAAUAUAACAAUACAUGAUCAACAUGAAGUUGAAUUGCAUACAAUAAAAAAGGAGCACGGUGUGGGAGUAGAAGUUGCGGUUGUAGCGAUUGGUGACGAUUUAUCGAAUGAUGGUGCUGAGAUACAAACGAUUAGUAAUCAUAUAACAGUUACGACAUCAAAUAGCAAUAAUGAGAAAAAUUCCUCCUUAUCGUCCUCAUCUUCAACUUCAUCUUCAUCAUCUCUCUCGCAUCAGCAUCAUCAGCAACACCAUCAAUCGCACCAUCAUCCGCAUCAUCAACAAUCACACCAUCAUACAAAUGGUGAUGAACGUAAUGGUGGGGAUGUGUUAAGUGUAAUCGUGCAAUCACAAGACUCAUCACAUGAUUCGUCACAGUUGUUGAGUCCAACCAAAUUGAGUCCCACAUCUGUGAGUAUCAUGGAUGUGGAUGCAUCUGAGUACGCAUGUAGAACGUUACAUGUUCAACCAGAACCCACGUAUCAAACGUUGACCUCAGUGAAUGGUCGCAUGUCACCACCUGGCUUUAGUCCAAAUUCAUCGUAUGCAACGUUAACUCCUCUUCAACCGUUACCACCGAUUUCAACUAUGAGUGAUAAAUUUGCUUAUGGAGGUCAUACCGGUCACACAACAAACGGUUCAAACACGUUUGCAAUAAUGCAAAACAAUGGUGGAAUCACCGUUAACCUUGGGGGUGGUAUUAAUUCACCCUAUAACUACGAUAAAUUAUCAUCCCAUAUGAAUUUAUCACCAAAUAAUUCUUACUCACCGAAUACUACCUUACGUACAAUCACACAUCAUACAGAUAGUCCUAUAUCACCAUCUCCUAGUACAUACUCACAAAAUGGAUUGUCAUCACCACAGAAAAGUUUAUCACCGGACACGGUCAAUAACUAUGACACAUCACCGGCUUAUGGUAACAAUGGACAGCGGGAUAUUGUCACAAUUGCUCGUACUACACUCCAAUCGACAAAUCAUAUACAGCAUCAACAGCAACACAGUCCUAAUCUAAGUCCACCAUCGACUUCACUGCAUUCACCUGGUGGGAAUACGAUACUAUCGAGUUUUGGUGGAAAUGUCACACAGAAUUCAACAAGUUUGGCAACACUGAAUGACUUAACAAUUGCACCCAGUCAUCAUCACCACCAUUCUUCAUCGCUAUCAUCACCGCUGUCGUUAUCAACGAACCAGCAUCAAGGUGGCGGGGGACUUGUACAAAUCUCCCACAUAAGUCACGUAGAGCGUGAUACAAUUGUGACAUCAUCACCAUCACCCCCACUUUUAACGAUACAACAUACGAUUGGUUCAAGUGGCUCGUCACAAAACGUUAUAAACACGAUUUGUAACAAUAAUAACAAUUCGAAUAACGGAGGUGUCUUACAUCAAACCACGUUACUUACAACAAAACCUCAAUCUCAAGGUGGUGGGGGUUUAAUAACUACAGCAACGGGUGCUAACACGUUAAAUGUAAACGUAGGGGGCGGCGGAGGAGGUGAUAUUGAAGAAAUAAAUACAAAAGAUUUAGCACAACGUAUCAGUGCUGAGUUAAAACGUUAUAGUAUACCACAAGCAAUAUUUGCACAGAGAGUUUUGUGUCGAUCGCAAGGUACUUUAUCGGAUUUAUUACGGAAUCCAAAACCAUGGUCCAAAUUGAAAUCUGGUCGAGAAACAUUUCGUCGAAUGUGGAAAUGGCUACAAGAACCGGAAUUUCAAAGAAUGUCUGCAUUACGUCUUGCAGCUGCGCAGAUACCACAACGCGGGAGUUGCAAACGGAAAGAGGAACUUGUGACACAAUCGGAACAUAUUCCUACACCGAAGAAACCACGUCUGGUUUUUACGGAUCUGCAACGGCGUACUCUGCAGGCUAUUUUUAAGGAAACGAAAAGGCCGUCAAAGGAGAUGCAGGUAACAAUUGCUAGACAAUUGGGUUUGGAACCAACCACUGUUGGAAAUUUCUUCAUGAAUGCUCGUCGUCGAUCCAUGGAUAAAUGGAAAGACGAAGAUCCAAAAACAAUGAAUCAACAAAUGGCACAAUAUUCACCAAGCAGUAGUGGCGUAGAACAUGAUGAUCCCGAUCAAGAUAUGGAUCAUGAUAUGGACGGUGAUAUGGAUCAAGAUCUUGAUCAAGAAAGUGAGCAUCGAGUAUUGUGACACACUUCGGCAACCGGCCCAAUAUCAUUCCGUGAUCGACAUCUUUUAUUAUUAUGAACAGAUCGUAGAGAACAUAAUAUAAUAGAUAAUAGAUUU